ACUUCGGACCUUAUCACACCAGUUAGCCAUGCUCACAAUCUUUGCUGCUGUUAAAUAACCUCUACCGCGUCUGCUGCUCUAGACUCACAGGUUCUGUUGAGAGUUUAACACCGCAGGAAACAACUUAGAGCAGUUUUUCUACUAAAGGAAACCAGCAAUCCAAAGACAAAAAGCUCUGCCGUCUGAGUUCAGGAUGGACAGGAAGCAGUGUUGUGUGAAGCUGUCGGUCCAGCCGUCCAGAGGGCUCAUGGAUGAGAAGUUUGUGGUCCUGGUCCAGAGCGCUCUUCCUAGUCAACAGCUGACUGUCCAUGCCUUCCACGAGUGUGAAGAUGGACACAGUUGGCAGGCGUUCGGUCACUAUACCGCUGAUGCCGCCGGGACUGUAAAUGUGUCAGAAGACUGCAGUUUUGGUGGGUCAUAUUCAGGAGUUGAACCAAUGGGUUUACUGUGGAGCCUUGAGCCGGUUCCAGGCAGCAAACCUGGACUCAGGAUGAGGAAGAAGAACGUCCAGACUCCCAUGGUGGUCACGAUCUCAGUGUACCAGGGUCACCACACAGCAGGAUUUGUUGAUCAGGUGCUGCUGGCCAGUGUGAUGGUGGAGCGUUGGUACAUGGCGCCUGGCGUCCGCAGGAUCCCCGUCACAGAAGACAGACUCACUGCAACUCUCUUUCUGCCCCCAGGACCUGGACCUUUCCCUGGUCUUCUGGACCUAUGGGGGGGUGGAGGACAGUUAGUGGAGUACCGUGCAGCCCUGCUGGCCUCUCAUGGAAUUGGCUCACUGGCCCUCGACUAUCUGACAUGUAAAUUCACUCUGGACACUGGGAAGACGGUGGAAAACGAGUAUUUCGAGACCGCCUACAGAUACCUGCAGAAGCAUCCUCAGAUCAUCGGCAGCAGGAUUAGCAUGUUAGGUCUUUCUUUAGGCACCAGCAUCACCCUCAAAAUGACAGUCUAUUCGGAAGUAGUAAAGCUCAGAUGUGCUGUCUGUAUUAGUGGGAGUCAUGUGCAGCCGGUCGAUGGAUCUUUGAAAGAAAUACUGGGUCUCUUUAAAAAUAACUCUGACAAGACUCGCUUCAGUGAUAAAAACGAGGCGAUUUGGCGAGAUCUGCUGCUUCCCAUUCCCUCUGACCCCUCUCUCAAAGUGGAUGUGGGGCGUCUCCAGUGUCCGCUGCUGCUGGUUGUUGGUGAGGAUGAUCAGAACUGGUGCGCGAACGAGUCUGCAAUGGAUAUGAGGGAGAUGAUGGAGCGAGCAGGAAACAGCCACCUGCUGACCAUCCUGUCAUACCCAAACGCAGGUCACCUGAUUGAACCCCCGUACAUGCCGCAUGCCCGGGCCAGCUCUUUCAAAACAGUGGUGGCACAUCAAAAAUUGAUUGCUUUGUGGGGCGGACAGACGCCAGAACAUUCUCUUGCUCAGGAGGACUCCUGGAGGAAGGUGUUGAUCUUUCUGAGGGAGAAUCUGUACGGCGACACAAACCAUGGUGCAUCUUCACUUUCCCAUCUGUAAUCAAGAUGGUGAAGCUGCAGAGUCAAGAUGAUUUUAUCCCAAAGACAAUCUGGAGUGACUCACAGCAGACUUAUUGAUUAUUAAUCAAAACCCUAGUAUAUUUUCUGUGGACCAAUUAAUCAUCCCCCUAUGUGUGUUCAGGAAAUCUGUUUUUGUUUUUAUUUAAUUUUCCGUCAAACUGUAUCAUGAUUUUAAUAAAAUGUGGUAUGCUGAAUGAAUAAAUGAACAGGAAUUUUAGAAAAUGCAGCUGCUCAUCAGCAGGGGAGUUGUGUUGUGUUGGAAAUGCUCAGAUAAUACUCCAAACAACGACUGCAUUUUCUUUACUUUCAGCUGGCAACAAGUUAUUUAAACCUAACUGAUGCAAUGAGUAGCUUCUUAUUUCUUUAACAACCAUGCGGAAAUGGUAUUAUUUUUAUUUAUAGAUAACUUUUUAAAACAAAUGUUAUAAAGUGCUUUACAGAUCAUAAAAACAUUAAAACUAAAUCAAUGACAACAAUGGUACAGAUGAAAGUAGAAUCCAAUGUAACUAUGUCAAUAAAAAAAUGUGUUUUCAAAGUACUCUUAAAAGAUGAUGAGUCAGCUGAUCUGAUUUCCUUUGGCAAGUUGUUCUGCAGUUUUGGGGUCUGAGAAAAAGCUCAGUCUCCAUAAAAGACCUCUGCUGAAAGAACACAAGGUGUACACACAAGUAUAAGGAGUUAAAAGGUAGAUAAUGACAGAUACCAUGAAGUGCUUGAAAAGUAAUCAAUAAAAUGUUAAAAUCAAUCAUAAAACAUACUGGUAACCAAUGUAAUGAUGUUAAAAUGUGUGGGAUAUGAUUGUAUUUCCUUGUUCUGAUUAAAAUCCUGGCAGCAGCGAUCUGAACUGUCUGAAGUCUGUCCAAGGAUUUUUGGUUGAGACGGGUAAAAAGGCUGUUACAAUAAUCCAGCUGACAAUCAAUAAAAGCAUGUGAAAUCUC
This is a messenger RNA of Melanotaenia boesemani (Boeseman's rainbowfish), 2462 nucleotides long. Its product is annotated as peroxisomal succinyl-coenzyme A thioesterase-like. The transcript has 11 exons. The coding region runs from base 194 to 1507 and encodes 437 amino acids. Gene Ontology annotation, molecular function: fatty acyl-CoA hydrolase activity. The record is from RefSeq and is a predicted model, not a curated record. Lineage: Eukaryota; Metazoa; Chordata; Actinopteri; Atheriniformes; Melanotaeniidae. Gene Ontology annotation, biological process: acyl-CoA metabolic process; fatty acid metabolic process.